Saitoella complicata NRRL Y-17804 is the source of this 419-nucleotide messenger RNA. RefSeq names its product 13 kDa ribonucleo protein-associated protein. Gene Ontology annotation, cellular component: U4/U6 x U5 tri-snRNP complex; box C/D methylation guide snoRNP complex; nucleolus. Lineage: Eukaryota; Fungi; Ascomycota; Saitoellomycetes; Saitoellales; Saitoellaceae. The record is from RefSeq and is a predicted model, not a curated record. The transcript is spliced from 2 exons. Gene Ontology annotation, biological process: ribosome biogenesis; maturation of SSU-rRNA; mRNA splicing, via spliceosome. The coding region runs from base 39 to 419 and encodes 126 amino acids. Gene Ontology annotation, molecular function: RNA binding.
GAGCACUUCUCUCUUAAACGCAAGGAACCCUUACAAACAUGUCUACUCCCAACCCCAAGGCUUUCCCUCUCGCCGACGCCCAGCUCUCUCAGCAGAUCUUGGACUUGGUUCAGCAGGCUUCCCACUACAAGCAGUUGAAGAAGGGUGCCAACGAGGCUACCAAGACCUUGAACCGUGGUAUUGCCGAGUUCAUUGUCAUGACCGCCGACACUGAGCCUAUUGAGAUCUUGUUGCACUUGCCUUUGUUGUGUGAGGACAAGAACGUUCCCUACGUCUUCGUUCCCUCCAAGUCUGCUCUUGGUCGUGCUUGCGGUGUCACCCGUCCCGUCAUCUCUUGCUCCAUCACCACCAACGAGGCUUCUGAGCUCAGGACUCAGAUCCAGACCAUCAAAAACGCCAUCGAGCGCUUGUUGGUGUAA